This is a messenger RNA of Durusdinium trenchii, 1566 nucleotides long. The record is from the annotation of a GenBank genome assembly. Lineage: Eukaryota; Dinophyceae; Suessiales; Symbiodiniaceae.
AUGCGCCGGGCCCGUGUGCUGCCCUUGCUUUUGCUGCCCUUGCGCUACUACCAGACCGUGGUAGGCAUGCCGCGCUUUCAGCAGCUGGAACCGCAGAGCAGCACCCGCAUAGUGGUCGAAGCUCGCUGUUUCUUCGCUUUGCUGGAUGCCUGGCGUGUGCUUUGGGACCACCUGAACCUGGGUCUGCAGGAGUCUGACUUGGCGCCCUACCUGGUUCAGGGCCAAUCGGUGGCCAGCCGCGGCGAGCUGAAGCUACGUGCCUUGAGCUACUUCGCUUCGGGCCAAGAAGAGGACACCGUGGGCCCAGUCUUAGCACUUUUAGACGUCGAGGCCCGACGGAAGCUCGAGAAUCUCCUGGAGGAGCACCCCAAGAUGCCCCCGCACCGCCAGGAUUUCCUGAGGACGCAGACGGAGGAGGUGUUGCCCCGUGCGCGGGCCGCGCUCCAGAACGCCUCGGACGCCCUCCGGUCCGGGAGCGCUGCACGGUGGGCCACGCUGCCGUCCUGGACAGCCAAUGUGCAAGUCCUGCAGGCGGCCCUCAAGCAGAUCGAGACGCCUGAGAUGGCGGAGAUGGGCGCUUCUCAGGGCCGAGGGCAAGAGGAAGACGUAGGCCACUGGCUGACGGAAGUCACAGGCGGCAAGAACCAUUUGAAGUUCUACCGGAAUUUGCAGGUUGGUGCGAGCAAAAAGAAGGAAGUGCCUCAAGGCGUCAAAGCUGAAUUGGAUGGCGCCAUCGUUGCUGAGGGCGAAGGUGAUGAACUGCCACAGCUCCAAGCGAUUGUGGAGUGCAAAUGGGGACUCUCGAUGUAUGGUGAUCUACAGAAGAUGGAGAGUGGCGAGGCGCAGUUCCAAGUGGGCCGCUCCGGGAAGUCCUUGAAGCUUCAACUCCCGAAGGGCCUGGAGGUGAAGUACUUCAUGGGACACCUCCCAGAUGGUGAAGGAGAAGGAGAUAGCCUUGAUCGCUUGUUGAGGCCCUCAGCACUACGGCAAGAGAAGGGGCGCCUGCUGUCCAGCACGUUCUCCCCUGGCUGUGCAGCCCGCGCGAGCAUGGAGUUGGUGGAAGCUCCGAAGGACUUCCAGGGCCCCUGGGCAGUGCUGGUGGAGCUGCCAGAAGACGAGGUGGCACGUGCGCAGGCGCGGGUGGAUGCCUUUUUGCAGGACGUACUGCAGCGCAUGGAGCGUGGCACACUCUCCAUCUACGUGCGCGUCUUGGCACAUCCCUGCAACUUGGGCUACCACAACCUCAGUAACCUCAUCCUCUCUCGCUUUGCGGGGCAGCAGUUGAAGAACCUGGCGGAGCUCGCGCGGGCGGUCUCGCGAUGCGAAGAGGAGCAGUUGGUGUUCCACUUCCAGCGCCCUCACGGCGAUGGCGGGGAGCUGGUGGUCUUGGAUCGUCAUGAGGCCCAUGACGCCGAAGCUGAGAUCUUAGCGCAGCACCUCAUCGGGGCGCCCUGCAUGGUGCGCUGCGAUGGCCAGGGCGAGCCAAGGCCCCUGGAUGAAGUGCCAGAGGUGCCGGUUGGCCAGGUCAGAGAAGAUGCUGGCAACAGAUCUGAGGGCCAGUGGUGA